This is a messenger RNA of Auanema sp. JU1783, 5235 nucleotides long. Lineage: Eukaryota; Metazoa; Nematoda; Chromadorea; Rhabditida; Rhabditidae. The record is from the annotation of a GenBank genome assembly.
AUGGAAAGAAAAUGUAUGUCAAGACUUGCAAACUAUUUAGCCAUAAUAACAUUGGAUGAGUCACAAUUAAGGCAUGGAAGCAGUGCUGGCAUAGUUAAAGAACGUUUUCCUAAAGAUGAAUGGAGUGAUGCACCAUUUCCUCAAAACAUGCAAAUGUUUUGUUUACCGCAUGGCUGGACUAUAGUUGCGGAAAAAAGAAAUCCUAUGUUCUUUGUUACAACAUUAACUGAUUUGUCUGGUGCUCAUCAAUUUCUAUUCUGUCUUCAAACAUAUGAAGCAAUGGAAGUGACAUCUGAUGAUGAUGAUGAUAAUAUUAAACCUAAUGGAGAGAAUAUGCUUCAAGUAUAUAAGCCUGUUGUUAUUGCAUUCAUUUCUAGUUAUCCUUUUGUUGAAUUUUUUAGAACUGUUCUUUCGAAAAUUCUCACUUACGAAGAGAAUAAAUGCGAUGUUGAAAGAUUGAUAACCGAUGUAAUUGGUAAUAUAGUUGUAAACAAUAGCUUCCGCACAAUAUACUUAGAAAGACAAUCUAUAUCAGUAUGGGCACCGAAAGAACCUACGUUACAGAUAACAACAUCCCGAGUCUAUCUUCUAGUCAAAUACCUAGGUUCAAUUCAUAAUCUCAUUCUUCUGUUCCGUUGUCUCAUGUCUGAGCAGAACAUAGUUUUUCAUAGUUGUUCUCUAAAUCGCUUAUUUAAUGCUACAUAUGCCUUACAAACUCUUUUAUAUCCUUUAGAAUAUGCACAUACACUAGUAUCAAUCUUGCCAGAGUCGCUCAUUGAUUAUCUUGAAAGCCCUACACCUUUUUUGAUGGGCAUUUUAACAUCAUCUUUGCCCAAAAUUCCUUCUGUGGAAUGUGCAUUAAUCGAUCUUGAUCAAGGAGAAUUUAAAAUUUCACCAGAGUUAACUGUUCCCGAAAUCCCUGAACCUUACAAUGGACGAUUAAUCGAAAGGCUGAAGCUGGUUCUUUAUGGUGAUGUACAACAAGAAGAUAAUAUAGUUCAAGAUUCGCAAAGUACAGUCGGCGAUGAUUUUGAUAAAGACAAGAAAAUCAGAGCAUGCUUUUUGUUAUUUUUCGUUGAGUUUCUUCGCGGGUAUCGAACGUGCUUGGAAGUCGUUCGUUUAUACGAAAAACCCUUUAUUGUGUUUCAUCAAGCUGCUUUUUUAGGACUGAGACAGUUAUUCGAUCCAUUUUCGAAAUAUGUGACUAGUUGCCAAAUGUUCCAAGUGUUCAUAUCAAAUAGAGGAUUGCCUUACAGAGAGUCUGAUUAUUUUGACAAACUGAUGUUCAAACAUCCAAACGAUGCGACCGGAUCGUGUGUCGAUAAAAGUUUAUUGGAGGAGAUCGUAACGAUUUCAAACUAUUUGGAGCAAAACGAGAAACAAUGUUGCGUCUUACCUGAUACUAACUGGGUGGCUAAGCCGAAAGUUGUCGACCAAUUGAAAACAGACGAUCUGCUACUUCAUUUGAAAAAAGUAGAUCAGAUGAUUCAAGAUUCUGCUAGAAGUAGAUCAGCAACUCCAGAGUCCAGUGCUAAAAUAAUGAUUAAAGAAAGAGAAAAUUGCUGGAACAACACAGCUUUCAUAAAUCAUAGACGUUUAGUUGUGUUGGAGAAGUGUGUACAAGCCAUCUUCGAUAAGAAAGUGGCUGAUGCUAGUAAGAUGAUUUUGGCUGCGGAGUUUUCCCUUAAGAUUCCGGAAGCUCGGAUUUUUUUGUGUCGGUCUUUGGAGCAGUUUGCAAUUCCUGUAUCGAAAGCAACGUUAUCUGCCGAUCAGUUUGAACUUGUUGUUCGAUUAUUAAACUUCUCGCUAGAUCAAGAAUCAACUGAUGAUGAAUAUGGCGUUGCAUACGCAUGUGUACGUCUCAGUUUCUUGUUUUGUAAGGUGAUCUCUCAAGGAGUUUUUCAGUUUGUGUACACGUGCAUUCAAAAUCAUCCAGUAUGGAAGUGUCCAAAGUUUUGGGAAACAUGUUUCUAUCAUGAUGUUCACUUGAUCAUCGAAAAACAUUAUGAUUGCGGAACAGAAGCAAAGAAUCAGAUUAUUAGUGAGAAGAACUUGUGGAACUUGAUGAACGAGAACAGCAGUUUAAUAAUGGUAGCCGAACAUCUAAAAACAGUGGAAGAAAGCAAUGAGGAUGAUGAUCACUUGAAGCAUAUAGAAACGGAAGAUGAGAUACUAUUCAGUCAAGCGAAGCACUACAUCAACCUCAUAGUAUUACUCAGAACUCCUAUUGAAACAGAAACUGCUCGUUCAAAAGUAUGCAACAACAAUAAAUCAGAGGAAAUGAACACUUCUCAAAACCAAUUGUAUCCAUAUAUCGAUUCAGAUCAGAAAAAUUCAACGGAAGAAUUGAUUAAAUGGAUUUCGAAACUGGUGUAUGGGAUGUGCUCUUCUGCUAAUCUGAAAUCCCCUUUGAUUCAUCGAUUACUCACUGAAAUACGCCAUUUGGCUUACAUGCAGCUUGAGAAUCUUCAAAUUAUUCAAGAAGAGAGCAAGAGGAACUUGUCAGUAACUAAGAAAGCAGUAGUUAAGCCAAUAUCGUACUUGCCGAACGAGAAAAUCUUGAUGGAAGGUCUUUCAUGUCUAUUGAUUGAUCAUAAAGCCAAUCUCAAAACAUCGGAUGUUACGCAGCCAGCUCAAGGGGUUAUUUUUUUGACUAACUACUGCAUCUAUUUCAAAGGAAAUUCGUGUGAAUAUGGAGAAGAAACGGAAAUGUGUGUUCCAUUGAUGUCAAUAGUCAAAAAGAUAUCUUUAAGUGAUGAUGUUUUUAAAGAAGUAAUGAAACAGAUAACACAUCAGGAUACGAGAAGGUUUCAUAGUCCGAUUAUGAUUCGAACAAUACAUUUUCAGACUGUUUGUAUAUUUUUCGAUGAACAGGUUAAUCCUUUGAGUAUUGAGAGUUUAUGGUCGAAUAUUGUUGGAGUACGGUGGCCUACCAGUUUCCAAAAUGCUUUCUUAGCCUAUUCUAAUGACAAUGGGAUGCUCACUCUUUCAAAUGAUUCUAGGAGAUCUUCGAAAAUGCCAUCAUUUCUUCGUGAUAUCACUCUUAAUAAAUCGAAAAAAGAUUUUCGAACAGGAAUGGAAAGCACUUUCUCACUAUCCACUUCUCCAAGAAGACAAACAGCAAUUUCUCAAAUAGAUGAUCAUAAGAAAACUUCCUGCUUUCUCUCAACAAACCACUCUUAUCUAACUGAUUAUGCUCGAAUGAUGAAAAGAUCCGAUAUCCGCUUAUCUCAUGCUAACAAGUUCUACGAUAUAUCGAAAACGCUUCCGUCAUGCAUACUCGUGCCUACAACAGUGAAAGAUGAUUUUUUGUUCAAAAUAAGGAAAAUUUACAAAUAUAAUAGAUUACCUGCCAUUACGUGGGCUAAUACAUCGGGUCAAGUGCUGCUUCGUGGAAGCAGCUUUAACUCUUCAAAUCUCAUGCUGAAGCUUAAAAAUCAAGCUUUUAACCGUUCUGAUCUCACUUCUAACUUUUCCUACUCGAAAUUAAAUUUUUUAAACAAACACGAUUUUGAAGUCAUGAGCACGGAUGCAGCUAAUCAGGAAGAUUAUUUCAAUCAGAUAAUACAAGCUGUUCCUACUGUAAUUGAAGCUAUGUAUCAUCCUCUACAAUUGAACAGUUUUUACAAUCUUGUUGGUACUGAGAUGUAUAACCCAGUUUUCGAUCGUAUCAAAACAGUAGCAUGGAAAAUGGAAAAAAGCCAUAAAUCGGCAAUGGAAAUUGUACAUGGAGUUUUGUCGAAGCCCGACGUUCUGCAAACAUCAGCAAAAAAUGAAAAGCCAAUAGAGUUGGUGGAAGGAGAUAAGAGGAAACUGUUUAUGCUCUCCGAUAAAACAAGCGUGAAGGUUUUGGGUAAAAAUGAGAAUGUUCAAGUAGUCCAAACCAAAUAUCCAUCGAUCAGCGAACAAAAGACUGUCUUUAAGCAACUAUGCCGAACCUUCAACUCUCCCGCAAAAUCUAAAUUACAUGUGAGCUUCUAUGAAUCGGGAUGGCUUCAAAAGGUCGCCGAAAUAAUUCGUCUGUCAGUAUCAAUGAGCACCAUUAUUAACAGUCUAAAAUCUUCACUUUCCUUGUGUAUAGAAGAUGGAUGGGAUGCAACGUGUCAAUUAAUGUCUCUGACACAGAUACUUUCUGAUCCGUUUUACAGAACUAUUGAAGGAUUCGGGAUUCUCAUAGAUAAAGAAUGGGCUGCAUAUGGAUAUCAUUUUUCAUCGCGAAACAACUGUUCAGUCAUUUCUACUAACAAUGACAUCAUCCCUGUGUUUCUCAUUUUUCUGGAUGCCGUUCAUCAAAUAUUGGUUCAAUUCCCAACUUGUUUUGAGUUUAACGAUUACUUCCUUCGCUUCAUUGCUUAUCACAGCACGACCGCAUACUUCCGUACAUUUGUCCUCGACUGUGAGAGCGACCGUGUUCAACUGGAUUAUACAUAUCCGGAUGUGGAGAAAAACAAAAACAUUUGGAGAUACAUCAAAAAAUUGAACGAUGAAACAGCAAAGUUCAAGAACUGGAGUUACUCAGAUAACACAGAAGAUGUAAUAAUUCCGUCAAGUUCAAUCGCUUCCAUGGAGAUUUGGAGUUUUUACGUGGAAAGACUGCAAACAAAUGGAACCGCUUAUGAAAUAAGGAAACGGAACUGGCUAGAACCCGCAUUGAUUAUCAAGGAGUCUUCAUUAAUCUGUUCAGAAUGCUCGCCAUUGGUUAAAGACGAUAGGAUUAAUGUGAAUGAGGAAGAGAUAUGUGAUAAUCGAGAAGAGAAGCGUUUGUCUUCGCCUCGUUUCUCAGUUGACCCCAGCCCUGAUGACUCGGUGUUGUACAGUGAGUAUAUUCAAGAAGCCUACAAACUUGGGUCGCUGUUCAGUCUUCUGAUGAUGAGGGAGAGCUCACCACCUAGUGGUGAGAGCACCAGUCAGUCCCAAGUGGAUAAAAAGUCAGAACCCGUCUUCGUCUAUCAAGGAUAUUUAACUAAAAAAGGAGCACGCACAAAUAUGAAGAAAGAACGAUGGUUCGCAUUGGAUUCUGUAAAUAGAAAGCUAUUAUGUUUUGAUCGGCCAAAUGAUAGGCUACCAAAACAUGUUAUUGAGCUUCCUGAUAUAAAGAAUGUCUCGACAGAAGCUGGAACAAACAAAAGCUCACUAGUGAUUACUACGCAUGGCAAGACGCAUGUUCUCUCAUCUAACUCUAUUGAAUGUAUAAAUGAAUGGAAGAGAAAUAUUGAGAAGUUACUCUUCGAAUGA